Neocloeon triangulifer is the source of this 3715-nucleotide messenger RNA. It is a transcript of the gene wts, whose product is annotated as serine/threonine-protein kinase LATS1. The record is from RefSeq and is a predicted model, not a curated record. Bases 413 to 2992 code for a protein of 859 amino acids. The transcript is spliced from 7 exons. NCBI's taxonomy places the organism in Eukaryota, Metazoa, Arthropoda, Insecta, Ephemeroptera, Baetidae. Gene Ontology annotation, molecular function: ATP binding; protein serine/threonine kinase activity; protein binding. Gene Ontology annotation, biological process: G1/S transition of mitotic cell cycle; positive regulation of apoptotic process; hippo signaling.
AGGGAAAUAUGCAAAUUAGUGAAACUAACAAUGGCGGCUCCUGUUUAAAUAUUACACACUUUGGAAUUUCAAUGUUUUCGCCCAAAAUCGGAGUCCUUUGCAAGCUGUUCACUUCUCAUGAUAAAUCGACACCUCCGACAAGCGUGUGAGUGAUUCGGGACAUUUCCGAAGGCUCUCUCCGCCGACUUUGGCCCUUGGGAAAAAGUCCUCUGUUGAGCCCCCUUGGCUCGCAUUCCUGAGCUCGCUGUCCCGUUGGUCGGAGCGCUCGCUCGCGUUUCCCUUAGUGGCCUGCGCCCCGAAAAUGCCCGUUUUCGGGCCGAACUUCGUUCCAAAGCGAAGCCCCUCGUCUUCACUUCACGUUGUUUGGUGAGCAGCAGCCGUGUUGGUCCGCGGAGGAGCAGAUGCGGCGCGCAUGCAGCCGCCGCCGCCGACCGCCGCACGUCCGGCGAUGCCUAACAAGUCGAGAGCGUACAACCAGAAGGCGCUGGCCGAGAUCCGCAACUCGCUGUUGCCCUUCGCCAACAGCGAGACCGCCUCCAGCGCCGCCUCCACCAUCAGCCUGCUGUCCAGUACGUCGGGCGUCUCGUCCGCCAGCUCGAACAACGACUACGUCACUCAGCUCCUCAACCUUGGAUACCAUGAGGAUAUUGCACAGCGAGCACUGAAACAGACAGGUGGGCGGCUGGAGAGUGCCUUGGAAUUGCUGCAGGACACGCGGUUGAGGCUCAUCCGGAAGCCAAGCAUCGAGAGUCACCGUGGCAGUCCUGCUGUGGACAGUGGGGCCGGCAGCUCUCGUUCGGACAGUCCCCGACUAGCACCGCCCUUUUCCGAGCAAGGAGGGCACCACUCUCCUCUAGGGCGGCAGUACUCGCCCAUUGAAACAGCGCCCGUGCCACCUCCGAGAUGCGUUUCGUCGAGUCCGCCGCCCCCAGUGCCGCCUCCGCCCGACUACCGCAGCCAGCUGCACAUGAAAAGGACGUCGCCGAGAGGCACCAGUCCGGUGGCCUUGGCGCAACAGAUGGCGUAUGGGAUGCAGCUGAAUGGCUCGCCCACCCCCAAGCCGCCCCCGUCGUACCAGGCCUCCGUCCGGUGCAGCCCCACUGGCCAGGUGGCUCGGCCGAUGGCCGCCUGGGGUGCGGCCAGACAGGCCACCACGCCCAUAAUCAUGCAGUCGGUCAAGUCCACCCAAGUGCAAAAGCCCGUCCUGCAAACCGCCACUGCCCCUCCUCCCCCAUCGUACGCGAUGAGGCCUCAACCGCCCACGCCGCCCCCGUACCCCAAAACGCCCACGACGGAGCCCCCCAGCUACGCCAUCACCAUGCAGGCCCUGGCCGCUCAGAGGCAGCCUCCGACUGCCAGUACGACCGACUCGGUUGCCGCCCCCAGGCCGAGUCCCCGGGAAAUGUCCUCAAGUCGAGAGCCCCCCACCAUUGUGCCACCCCCAAGGGAGAACGUUUCAAGAGAGACGUCCAGAGAAAAGUAUGACCAUGAAUCUCCUAUACCAGAGCGGAAGCGGAUGAGCAAGGAAAAGGAGGAGGAGAGACGAACCAGUAAAGUCAAGUAUUAUUCUCCACAAGCGUUCAAGUUUUACAUGGAGCAGCACAUAGAAAAUGUGAUGAAGUCUUACCACGAGCGGCUGAUGCGCCGUCGGCAGCUCGAGAACGAAAUGAGCAAAGUUGGUCUGAAACCGGAAGACCAGAACCUGAUGCGCAAGCUGCUGUACCAGAAAGAGUCCAACUACAUCCGACUGAAGCGCGCCAAGAUGGACAAGUCCAUGUUCACCAAGAUCAAGGUGAUCGGACGCGGCGCCUUUGGAGAAGUGGCGCUCGUGCGCAAGAUCGACGCCAAGCAUCUUUACGCUAUGAAGACCCUGCGCAAGGCAGUGGUGCUCGAGCGCAACCAGGUGGCCCAUGUCAAGGCCGAGCGCGACAUAUUGGCCGAAGCUGAUAACGAGUGGGUCGUCAAGCUGUACUACAGCUUCCAGGACAGGGACAACCUCUACUUUGUGAUGGACUACAUUCCUGGCGGCGACCUCAUGUCUCUUCUCAUCAAAAAGGGAAUUUUUGAUGAGCUACUCGCAAGGUUUUACAUUGCCGAGUUAACUUGCGCUGUUGAAAGCGUGCACAAGAUGGGCUUCAUACACCGUGAUAUCAAACCUGACAACAUCCUCAUUGACAAGGACGGCCACAUCAAACUGACCGACUUUGGUCUCUGCACCGGAUUCCGUUGGACGCACAACUCCAAAUAUUACCAGCGGAAUGGUGAACACGGCCGGCAAGACUCGAUGGACCACGCGGAAGGUUGGAGCAAUGAGUGCCGAUGCAACAACCCCAUGAAACCGCUCGAGAGGCGGCGCAAACGUGAACACCAGCGCUGCCUGGCCCAUUCGCUCGUGGGCACGCCAAAUUACAUCGCACCAGAGGUCCUCUUGAGACAGGGCUACACGCAGCUGUGCGAUUGGUGGAGUGUCGGCGUCAUUCUCUACGAAAUGCUCGUCGGGCAGCCACCAUUCCUUGCCAACACACCUGAACAUACACAAUACAAGGUGAUCCACUGGCAGGACACGCUGCACAUACCGGAGCAGGCCCAGUUGUCUCCAGAGGCGAGUGACCUGAUCCUGAAACUGUGCACCUCUCCAGAGCAGCGGCUGGGCAAGAACGCGUGCGAGGUCAAGGCGCACGGCUUCUUCCGCGAGAUCGACUUCGACAAGGGUCUGCGCUCGCAGAAGGCGCCGUUUGUGCCUCACCUGGACAACCCGACCGACACGUCCAACUUUGACGACAUCGACGCCGACAAGGUGCGCAGCAGCUGCGGCGGCGGUUCGAGCGACUCCGACCAGGACUUCAACCGGCCCUUCCACGGCUUCUUCGAGUUCACCUUCCGGCGCUUCUUCGACGACGGCGGCGGCGGACCUCCGUACCCUCGAUUGCCAGUCAUGCCGCCUGAUGCCGAGCACGACCCUAGCACAGCGCAGGGUCCUGUCUACGUGUGACGGUCGGGCGGGGGCCUCGCGGCCCCCGCCAGCCCUGCCCACGACUAGUCUGCCGCCGCCGCUGCGCCGUGAUACUCCGUCCGGACUCUGGGCCACGCCCCCACUUCUGUGAUUCUCGAUGAUUUUUGUCGAAUAAAACGUCUAUGAACCUUUGCAAUUUUAUUUGCCAUGCAAAUUGUGUCGUUUCAAUCUCCGCCGCCGAUGUGCUUCUCACUUCUGAUUAAGGUUUGCUUGUUUAACGUUGCUCCCAAGAGAGGCAGAUGCUGUUGAAAUUUGUGUCUAAAUGUUGAUAUUUUUUCCCAGUGAACUGGCCUUUCUUAUGAGCAAUAAUCGCAAUGUGAAUUAGUGCAGCUCUGCCUUCAAAACUACUUGUUCAGUUGCAGAAUGUUUUUGUAGUCGUCGAUGAUUCUGUCGGCUCUGGAAACAGAAAAUUUAUUUUGUCAUUAGAUCGAAGAAACAGGCAAUCUUGAAGGCUGUGAAGUUCUAUAUUAAAAGAUCACUUUUAUUGAUGAGAAAAUGAAUGAUUUAUAUAAAAUCUUGUUAUCAAGGUUCUGUUGUAAAUAGUAAACCGUUGCUUGAAUUCAGAGAUGAUAAAUGUGAAUUAUUUAAAAAAAUGAAAAUGUUUGGGUACCUGAAUGGAUAAUUAUCAAGUUUGCUGAGAAAAUCUUGUGCAGUGUCAAUGCAAUUAUACGAAAUAUAAUGCUGGAUUUUGCCAGUUAUAAU